Molecule: messenger RNA, 1056 nt
Organism: Aspergillus tanneri
Lineage: Eukaryota; Fungi; Ascomycota; Eurotiomycetes; Eurotiales; Aspergillaceae
Exons: 1
Coding region: 1-1056 (351 amino acids)
Source: RefSeq, a predicted model, not a curated record
AUGACCCGACUCACAAACUUCUUCACAGCUCUAUACGCACUCUACUCUCUCCCACUAAUCUCCGCUUGGACCUUUGUCUGGAGAAAUGCCAGCGACACCCCCACCGUCGAAGAAGGCACCGGCGCACAGCCCUGCAAGGCAAUCGACCAUGCAAAAGGCAAAUAUUUCGAAUUCGACGCCGAGGACAGCAUUGUGCGGAUCUACCUGUACGGAUCACCCAAUUGCACGGAUAGCGCCGGCGGUAGGGCCGAAGAUUAUCUCGCGAAGAACUCGAGUAGUCUGAUACGGGGGUUCGCGGUCAUUGACCUAAGAGGCGCGAAUACGAGCACUGGUGGUGAACUUGAGCCGUUCCCCGGAGCCGACUGGUUCAAGUCAUCUCCUAACAGCCCGAUCGUGACUGCCAUGGGAAAGAGACUGGUGGCGGAAGACUGUGGGAAGUACACAGAGAGUCCGGGCCCCCAGUGGACUGAGGCGGACCGGGAGUCUUAUCAGUGUUGGCAGGAGAAGCUUGGGUACACAACUAAGGACGCUGAUGGGUGGCCCGGGAAAGUAACUUGGGAUCAGCUCAAGGUGCCUCUAACGAAGAGCACCGGGUCUUCUACAACCACGGAGAUGCCGUCUAGCACGAGUACAGGUACGGGAGCGCCUACGGGUACGUCUGCUCCGGAUACAAGUGCCUCCUCGGGGUCGUCACUCGGCGGAGGGGAAAUCGCCGGGGUAGUGGUGGGCUCUCUGGUCGGGCUGGGACUCAUCGGGGCGAUAAUCUAUCUCGCGCGACGUAUAGGGCGACGAUCUGCUCCGGUUUCCGAAGAGCAGGAGGCAGAGGGUGGUGGUGGUGAUGAAGAUAAUAAUGUCGAAGGUGCUGCAGUAGCAGGAGAAUCAAAGUCGAUGGAGAAAUUGCCUUCAGAGGCUGAGGCUAUUCCACCAAAAAACCAGAAGCAGCACUUUGCUGCCGAGCUUCCGGGAGAGUCGAUAGUGGAGUUGAGUGAUAGUCGAGGGAUCCUUGAAUUAGAAGACAGUCGGACAGAGGAUAAAAUAAAGCAGUCGGCUUGUUAA